Periophthalmus magnuspinnatus is the source of this 1655-nucleotide messenger RNA. RefSeq names its product transmembrane protein 54a (gene tmem54a). The coding region runs from base 121 to 846 and encodes 241 amino acids. The record is from RefSeq and is a predicted model, not a curated record. Lineage: Eukaryota; Metazoa; Chordata; Actinopteri; Gobiiformes; Gobiidae. The transcript has 6 exons.
AAAAGCCGUCUGCACGCAGGUAAACUGACGGAAGACUUGAAUCCAACAAAAGCACUGUCAAACACAACUAGAAAUGACUUUUACAAAGGCAACCAUAGUAUAAUACAAACGGACGCCACCAUGCCCUAUCUAGGAGUAUGCUGUGCCAACCUCAAGGACAACAAAGCCCUGAUGAAAAUGGGCUUGGGGCUUGUUCUCGUGGGUCAUGUAAACUUCCUUCUUGGUGCACUGGUCCAUGGCGCAGUGUUGAGGCACAUCAAUGUUCACCAACAGGCGCGCACUAUGGUGUACGCUAUCGCCAAUGUGAUUGCAAUAGUGGCUGGAUUGUUUGGAAUCAUUAAUGGAAUAAUAACCAUUGUAUUGUCCAAAAACAAGAAAAACAGGAUCCUGAGGUGGGUCCUGUUAUUCUUCAGCUUUAUAGUAGGACUUUUGGCUAUCUCCUCUGCUAUUGGUUUGAGUGUCUCCAUGAUCCAGGCGAUAAUUCAUAGAGGGAAAAGCCUACUGACACACUGCAAUUUUCCUGAUAAGAUUGACACUGCAAGCAUCACAUAUGAGUGCCCCUUUGACCCCACCCGCAUAUAUGCAACUACACUCAUUCUCUGGGUACCUCUAAUCGUCAUGUCAUUGGUGGAAUCUGUGUUCGCCAUUCGCUGCUUUGCUGUGUGCACAUCAUCCCUAUACCUCUGUCCAUGCAGGAGAAAACCUCUGCAGGCCAGACGGGUACAAAUCCAACAAAAAGCAGAAAGUUUUCCAGCUCCUGACCCUGCGGAGCCUGAAGAGGAGCCUGCAGAAGAAGACGAGCUGCUGGAUGGAGACACUGCAGUGGCUCAGAGUGACUGGCUCUGAGCUAAAGUCAGGCUAAAAUGAAACGAGGUGGAACUGCCAUAUCCAAGUCUACAGACUCUACAGCCUGUUACAUGUGAUGGCCCUGUUUCAUAAAGGAACUUCAAUAAAUUCUGGGUUUAAGAGUUAACUCCAGGUUAAUCUCCCCUGAAACAGACAACUCAGAGAUUUCUCUUUCACUAAACAGGUUUGGAGCAGAGUUAGAAAACUCAGAGAGAGUAAAUCGUGAGGUUAGAAGACACAAGCCUUCAUCAAUGGGUCCCAGAAGAGGAUUCACUGUGCCAACUAUAAACCAGAGGAGGCUUCCAUCUUAGAGUAACAGGAAGUCAUAAGACUGUGGAUCAGUCAGGUUUAAUAUAAAAGAAAUGUGGACAAGCACAUUGUUUAUCCAAUUUAUCCUAUUUUAAUACUAAGACUCAAAUAAUAUUACUCAAAAGGCCUACAUAAUUUUGCUGUAACAUUAAAAUUUCAAAGCGUACGUAAAUAAAAUAGUAUGAAGAUCCAUGAAUCUAAUGAUUUGUAUUUCCCAACACACUUAAGUGCAGAAGGAGAUGAAAGGUCAGGCUUAUAAGUCAUUUGAAUAAAAUAUUUGAAAAAUAUGAAUGGAUAAUGUAAAUUCGUUAAGCUCUUGUUAAACCAUAUUAAGUGCACCUGGUCCAUCUGUGACUGACUCAGAGCUCUCCUUCAAGAACAGACUCUGGUUAAACUCAGGGUUAGAGGAAUAAAAUCUGCUCUGGAUUAGGUGAGUUUCACAGAGCGAGUUACCAUGGUGACUGUUUUAGGUUAACUUUUUCUGUGAAACUGAAAACUCU